This is a messenger RNA of Talaromyces atroroseus, 1965 nucleotides long. RefSeq lists its product as hypothetical. Gene Ontology annotation, biological process: glycosaminoglycan biosynthetic process; polysaccharide biosynthetic process. The transcript has 3 exons. Bases 1 to 1965 code for a protein of 654 amino acids. Gene Ontology annotation, cellular component: nucleus; cytosol. Gene Ontology annotation, molecular function: UDP-glucose 6-dehydrogenase activity; NAD binding. Lineage: Eukaryota; Fungi; Ascomycota; Eurotiomycetes; Eurotiales; Trichocomaceae. The record is from RefSeq and is a predicted model, not a curated record.
AUGGCUUCGUUCGACUACUCAAAAACCAUGGAUUUCCUUUCAACCUCGCCUACCACCACAACGGACGACAGCUCCUGCGACGACUCGACUGGCCCUACUACGCCCGAGAGCAUAAGCCCACUGCUUGGGGCUGCCUGUGUAGAGGAUGUUCUUGAGACGCCACUGGCCAGCUACCUGAGCAGUCAAAAGUCUCCAGUCAAUGUGCUUCCGACAAAAAGACUGCCCUUUCAACAUGUCGGUGCUAGUCAACGGGAGCUUCUGUUUUCCAAGCCAGUGAGACACAUUGCCGUGGUUGGGGCCGGCUAUGUUGGCGGUCCCACAGCCGCUGUCAUCGCUUUGCAUAACCCCCAUAUACGCGUGGAUGUGCUAGAUAAGGAUCCACGGCGCGUGCGUCGGUGGAACUCGCCUCACCUUCCUAUCUAUGAAUCGGGCCUCAUUGAUAUCGUUCGAGUGAGCCGCGAUGGUGCGAGCACCUGUUUACGAGCCACUGCAGAUAAACCACACCAAAGUACCCCAACAAAUCACCCCCCUAAUCUAUUCUUCACUACCGAUUCGCAGACCAGUUUGGCCAGAGCCGAUGUGGUCAUGUUGGCCGUUAACACGCCCACGAAGACAUUUGGUAUUGGUUCCGGCCGUGCGACUAACAUGACAACUUUCGACGCAGCAGCCAAAGAAGUAGCAUUGUAUGCCAGGCCUGGCACAAUCAUUGUCGAGAAAAGCACUGUUCCAUGUGGCACGGCUCAGCGCGUGAGAAAAAUGCUUGAUGAAGUCCGCCCCGGUGUGGAUUUUGAAAUUCUUUCCAACCCCGAAUUCCUUUCUGAGGGAUCUGCAGUGCGAAACUUGAUGCAACCUGAUCGCGUCCUCAUUGGAUCAGCCAAAACUCCCUCGGGGCGGCGGGCGGCGGAGGCUCUUGCCAAUGUCUAUGCUGCCUGGGUUCCUCGUCCCCGGAUUCUAGAAAUCGAUGCCUGGUCAUCUGAGCUGGCUAAGCUAGUCAGCAACGCAAUGUUGGCUCAGCGCAUUAGCAGCAUCAAUUCGAUUAGUGCUAUCUGUGAUCGAACGGGGGCUGAUAUUGAUGAGAUUGCCAAAUCAGCUGGCCUCGACCCUCGAAUUGGCCCACAGUUCCUCAAGGCUGGCCUGGGGUUCGGCGGGUCAUGUUUCCGCAAAGAUAUUGCAAGUUUAACGUACCUUUCCGAGUCGCUGGGGUUGCCUGAGGUAGCACACUAUUGGAGUCAAGUCAACUCGAUGAACGAGUGGCAGCGAGACCGAUUUGCCCAGAAAGUUAUCCAGCGCAUGGAAGAAAAUCUAGUCGGCAAGAAGAUUGGUAUUCUGGGAUUUGCUUUCAAGAAAAACACUGGCGAUACGCGCGAGUCGCUGGCAGUGGACGUCAUUCGAGCGUUGUUGCAGGAGAGACCGGCAGAGAUUGCAAUCUUCGACCCAUGCUGUCUGUCAGAGGAUAUCAUGAGCGAGCUUGAGCCGGUCCUAAAUGCCACAAACCGUGAGCGAGUCCACGUUUAUUCAGACGCUUAUCAGGCAUGCCAACAAGCGAAUGCGGUGGUUAUCAUCAAUGACUCGGAUCCAUUCCGUCAAUCGCCCGCGGGGCAGUUUAUCGAACCGAGUAUUGACCUGUCUGCGAAAACGAAGAAUAUCCCAUAUUAUGAUAAUAGCAUUCGAAACAUGCAAUAUAUGGCUAGUAAGCAGGAAGGAGAGAUGGUCAUUGAAGGAAGUCGCUUCUCUUACCGACCAGGUCAAUCACCUAUUUGCGCCGAAGACUGCCCAGACUGUCAAUCAACAAAGUUGCGAGGAACCAUUUCAAACGAGCCAGUCGAGUGGGCACGUAUUGCUUAUGGCAUGAAAGAUCCAAAAUGGAUAUUCGACGGUCGUGGCGUAUUAGAUGUGCCAGAAAUGGAGAAAUUGGGUUAUCGGGUAGAGACGCUGGGUCGUCACACGAUGUCUCGUCAGACAUGA